AUGGCUGUGGGCAAGCCUGCGACUCGUACCGGCGGAUACGGCCAGAUCGUGGCCAAUCUGCCAAACGGACGCAGAGGCCAUAAACAAAGUAUACUUCAGGGUGUUCUUCGUAAUGCUGGUCGUUGCCUCCUAGAGCGAAAGAAGCCCGACGAGGAAGGAGAGCUCGAGCUAUCGUCAACACCAACGAAGGCGCGACGCGAUCGACAAGCACCAGCAACAGCAGCGUCAGUAGUGCCUGACACAGUAUAUCCAGCAGCACACCGCUCCGUCAAGAGGACAUGCUUCGAUAUGGGCUACAAUGACAUUGCUAUUCACGAAGAUAAUAGUGCAACUGAGUCAGUGUCACAACGUCUGCAGCAACCGGAAUAUCAGAUCAUGACAGAGGUGGACGACAAUGCUCAGUACUCGGGCGCAGAUGACGAUGACGACGAUGGAAGUGAAGACGAAGUCGACGAGACAGUGGCUGAGGACAUGCAAAAGUUGGAGGAGAAUUUUACAGGCAUCUCAGAAAAGUAUAGACUAAUUAACCGCAUCGGCGAGGGUACCUUCUCGACCGUGUAUAAAGCCGAGCAACUCGGCCUCUCUCUAGAAGACGAUGCCGAGAAUCAGAACCAGGAGGCUGAAUUCGGUAUGCCGCUCACGAGGAAACGAAAACACCCUGACCCGAACCGAUCUCGAUUCGUUGCCCUAAAAAAGAUCUAUGUCACAUCCUCACCCAGUCGCAUUCUCAAUGAGCUUGAACUACUCUACGAACUCCGAAAUUGCCCUCAUAUCUGUCCUCUGUUGACAGCUUUCAGACAUCUAGACCAGGUCGUUGCUGUCUUGCCUUAUUUCCGCCACCUCGACUUUCGAUUGUACUAUCGCGAAUUCUUGACCAACGAUCUACGGCACUACUUUCUGAGCUUGUUUAGUGGACUGGCUUACGUGCACAAGGCGGGCAUUAUACACAGAGACAUCAAACCCACAAACUUCCUAUACGAUCACAGCAAGAAGCAGGGCGUACUGGUCGAUUUUGGUCUGGCAGAAAGACAAGGCACGGAUUGGCAACCAUGUCUAUGUCAGAGAACCAAGGAAGAGCGGAGAGAGCGCUUUCUGACUUCUUAUGCCGUCCAACAUCUGCAGAGCCAGCCAGAUCUGUUGUCUGGAGGCUAUCCGAAGAACGAUGCUCGGCCUAGUCGUCGCGCAAAUAGAGCCGGUACCAGAGGCUUUCGAGCCCCCGAGGUCCUACUCAAAUGCACUGCCCAGACAACCAAGAUUGAUAUAUGGUCGGUUGGUGUCAUUCUCUUGACUCUGUUGGGUCGCCGAUUUCCUUUCUUCAACAGCGCAGAUGAUAUUGACGCCAUGAUCGAGAUAGCCUCCAUCUUUGGCAAGAAGAAGAUGCAAGGCGUCGCUGCCAUGCACGGCUCUGUCUUCGAGACAAACAUCGAGACCAUCGGCGAAAAAGGCUUUACUCUUGAGAAGAUUGUGCUCUGGGCUAGCUGCCGAGAGAAGACCGACGAUGCCCUUCAUAUUGGUGAGGCUCAAGCUGUCAAUCUGUUGGCAGGUCUGCUCGAGCUUGACCCUCACAAGAGACUGAGCGCAAGGCAAGCUCUAGAGCACGAAUUCUUUACAAAUCCUAUAGAGGACGAGGAGGAGCGCAUCGAGCGAGAAGAGCAAGAGCAGAAUGAGAGAGAGUACGAAUUGCACUUGCAAGAAAAGGCUCGCAGGAAGGCAGCUCGCGCAGCACGAUUGAAAGCUGUUUCCGCAUGA
Messenger RNA from Lithohypha guttulata, 1749 nucleotides. It is a transcript of the gene CDC7, whose product is annotated as Cell division control protein 7. Gene Ontology annotation, biological process: protein phosphorylation; mitotic DNA damage checkpoint signaling. Bases 1 to 1749 code for a protein of 582 amino acids. The transcript has 2 exons. Lineage: Eukaryota; Fungi; Ascomycota; Eurotiomycetes; Chaetothyriales; Trichomeriaceae. Gene Ontology annotation, cellular component: nucleus. The record is from RefSeq and is a predicted model, not a curated record. Gene Ontology annotation, molecular function: protein serine/threonine kinase activity; ATP binding.